AUAAGUGAGCAUAGUCCGUCUCGUGACUCAGCCCGGUGAGAUAGCGGAGCUAUAUAAAACGUGAUUCAACAGGCACGAACAUGUGCGUUCUAGUCGCCGACCGGGGAAUGCCCACUGGUUCCGGAUGCCACGUAUAUCUGCAUUGUAUAAGGCACGUGCGAGGGGUAAUCGAUAAAAAGACGUUAACGCAAUCACGAAAGUAACGCACGCACGUCACAUAUCAGAGGUAUUUUCCGAGCCUAAACAAAUCGAUUCAGUGAGAGAAUUUAAUUAAACAGAGUUGGAAUUUUGUAAUUUGUAAAUCUAAUAUGUGGAUAUAUAUAAGUUCCUUCUCCUGCACGAACCUAAAACCUUCAUCGCUCGGUUGUACCGAGAUAGGUUGACAUUUAACUGUUCGUGGAAGAGAUAAGCAGGGCGACUAUCCUUUUCCAGAGGAUGACGCAAUCGAUGACGCAUUUCGUCCGCAUCGUCAUCGUGGGAUUUCUCGGACGUGCACGGACAUUUUCCCGGAUCAGCGUUUAUGCUCGAGCCAAGAGAUCGAAGUCCGCCUCGCGGAAAUGAGAGCCACCUCGACGCGCCAUUUCCGCGGACUUUAGUCCGCCUCCCUCGUAGGUCGAGCGAAAGUCGCCAGCUGGCGCCUCGUUCCUCGGUCGAGCUGGACAAGAAAUCAGGUUGCUGCUGAGGAGAGUGCGGAAGGAAAUGCGGCAACGUUGCGAGAGACUACGUGAGCGGAGAUGCGCGGCAUGAAUAGCACCGACAUCUGACAGGCCACCACAUGGAGGACUCCGGGGAUGUGGCGGGAAGGAGGAACCAGCGGUUUGACGUGGUGUAUAACGGGCAGGAGAGAGACAGAGUGAGAACGAGAGAGGGACGCGGAGAGAAGGUUGAAGAUCGGACGCGUAAAAGUUUCCGCAGCGGUGGGGAUCCUUACUAAAGGUGCGGCACGACGACGGGGAUGAGGGAAAACACGUCGCUGCCUGGUCACAGCCGUAACAUAACCAAGGUAAUGUUACUGGACUGGGACUGGAGCUGCCGCCCGCGGGGACCUUUUCAAAUUUUGUAAAAUUCUCUGGUGCAUAGACGUGUCUCCUCUAGUCGUCUCCUCGAAACGUGCGUGUCGGACCUUAAUGUUUGGUCCAUGUAACCGUAAUUCUGCGCUUUAACUUUAUGUAAGAAAGUCUUGUUUAGUCGUGCGUUUUGCAUCUGCGUUUUAUUCUUUUAAAUACAAGCGAGUAUAUACACGUUUAUGCGUGUGGAGAAAAAAGAAUAAUGAAUGUAGAAAGUACGAGGCUAUCUUUACAGAGAUCUUUAAGUUUGGAAUUUCCAUCUGACAUGUGUCUAUUUUCAUUUCAAAUGCGAGUUUCGGUUCGAAAGUCGAGUCCGUCGUAAAUUAAGAUAAAUGAAAGAAAAAAAAAAUUCACUGCGACAAUCGAACUUAUCGAUAAGUGCGAGUGUCUCGAGGGGCGACGCGCCUCGACGAUGAUUCGAAAUAAAGAUCAGAAGCUACAUUUAAUCGGUAGAUAAAUCAUUAUCGCGAGUAAAUCAAUUACGCGUCGUGAUACGCGAUUCGCAUUUAUUUAUUCUUUUUUCUUCUUAAAAUAAAUCAUUAUAAUUUAGAUGUAUCAAUUCUCGAGCGAAGACGACAUCGUAAUCUUGCUUUUUUUUUCUCACACACUAUUUUUAUUUAAUUCAACAUUCAUAUAUCAGACUUUAAAAGGAGUCUCCCUCUCUCUUUCACGUUUUAUUUGUCAUAAACUUUUUCAUAAGCAUGAAAAUAAACUCCGCUCGCAUUGUCCUUUUAUAUACAUCGUUGUAAACGAAGUCUAACGGCCGCGAACUUCGCAAACUUCAGAAACGCGCUCUUAUCUCCUUGUUUAUCUUCGGUAAAGCGCAUUUCUAACUCGCCGUCUUACCGCGACCAAUUAGAGGAUCGCUAGAGGGGGAGGAAGCACGUGGCGAACCAAGUAAUUGGACAUAAAUGAGAAAGUAAACUGGAAAUAUAUUGUCGCGGGAGACAUCCAGCUUUAAAGGUACCUUAAAGUAUCCGCAUCGAUAUUUAUUUCUCCGUCCGUCUAUUCCCAAUCGCCAUCUCGUACAGCUAAAACUUUCAAGGCUCUUUCGAGCCUUGAGCGUGAGAGAACGUAUAUAUAUCCGCGUUUUAUAUCCUUCGCUAACAAUACCCGUUUCUUUAUAAAACGGUCAUGGUAUGACGAGAAAAUCGCCGUCUUCCUCUCCCUUUCUCGCUCCCUCUCACGCGUGAUAAAAAGCGCGCGGGCGAAAUUCAAAAGCGUCCGUGCGAUCAUUCGUAAUGAUAGGAUCGAGACGUGUUCGAAAAACACGCGCGUGUACAUUCCAAAAUCUUCCGCUUUAGCCGAUUCUCGAGAAACGCUGGGAUAUCAUGUCGGUGAAAUCGUCCCGGAGAACCGCGCGGAACGAAGAGCGAAGAGGGAAUGCGCGCGCGCGUGUGUGUGCGACGCGAGGUCGCCGUCAAGUGAGGGAGGAGGGAGAAAGGUUCCCCCACUCCUGCGCCAGCGCGCCGCUGCCAUUGGCCGAUCCUCCCCCCUCCCUCACCUCGCGCGCCGUUGUCGACCGCAACGUCAGCGUUUCCCUCUCUUUCUCUCUCUCUCUCUAUCGUUCGGAGCUGCGCGCGCGGACCUGCCCAGUAAAUGCGAGGCUUCCGUUCGGUGUUUGUUGUACGUGCCAAGUGAGAGAGAGUGCUUAAACAAACGCGUUGUGUUUAGACAGUCGGACGGGUAUCUCGGCGACGUACGUCCUCGUCGUCGUCGGUUAACAACACGGAUCGUGUCCGAGAUCAGUCGCGAUGCCGCUGAGUAUCGGUGUUAAUCUACGGGUGACCGGCCACUGUAAUCAGGGCGGUCGCAAAUACAUGGAGGACAUGUUCUGCGUGGCGUUCCAACCGACACCGGACGACAAGGACCUGGAGUACGCGUUCUUCGGGAUAUUCGAUGGCCACGGGGGCGGGGAAGCCGCGACCUUUGCCAAGGAACAUCUCAUGGACAGUAUUGUGAAGCAGAAGAACUUCUGGAGCGAUCGGGACGAGGAUGUGCUGCGAGCUAUCAGGGACGGAUACAUGAACACACACUACGCGAUGUGGCGGGAGCUCGAUAAAUGGCCGAGAACCGCAUCUGGACUACCAUCCACAGCUGGCACAACUGCCAGCAUUGCAUUCAUACGGAAAGGCAAGAUUUACAUAGGUCAUGUGGGAGAUUCCGCUAUUAUAUUAGGCUAUCAAGUGGAGAGUGAUCCUCAAUGGCGAGCAAAAGCUUUGACAAAAGAUCACAAACCAGAGAGUGGACCAGAGAUGACACGUAUACAGGAGUCGGGAGGAAAAGUGGUUAGUAAAUCCGGUGUGCCAAGAGUUGUGUGGAAUCGACCUCGUAUAGGCCAUAAGGGUCCAGUUCGAAGAUCUACUCACAUGGAUGAAAUUCCAUUUCUUGCGGUAGCCAGAUCUUUGGGUGACUUGUGGAGUUACAAUUCUGAAUUAAACACUUUCGUCGUCUCUCCCGAACCAGAUGUCAAAGUUAUUCCAGUUGAUGUCAAAUCACAUCGUUGUCUCAUUUUUGGUACGGAUGGUUUAUGGAAUAUGUUGUCGCCACAAGCUGCUGUAGCGAUUGUUCAAGCUACAGAUAGACAUAAUGAGAAACAUUUAAUAGCAUCACAGCAGACUGGCAAUGGUGCUGAUUUACAAAUGUGGAUAAAUCCCUCAAAAAGUCUUGUGGAUCGUGCAUUGGAGAGGUGGUCAUCAACUAGGUUACGGGCAGAUAAUACCAGUGUUGUGACAUUAAUGUUAGAUCCAUCAGGGCCAUGUCGCAGUGAGGUAUUGUUUAAUCAAAAGAAGGAUCGUGUCAUACAUCAUGGAACACACACGCCAUCUACAACGAUACCUUCCGAAAAUAUCGAGAAAGCCAAUUCGAAAGUGCAUCCAUCACCGUGCAUACCGACACCGCCGCCAAGCUUUUCCGCGAAUCCCGAUAUCGAUGCCAAGCAACCGGACUCGUCAAAUGGCAGUGAGGAGAUCGUCAAUCCGAUGUUACAACCGCAAACAGUUUCGUACCCUGAAAAAUCAACUUCGCCAGAGACCGAUAUUUCUACGGAAUCACCGGAUACUGCGAAGGAUAUAAGUAUCGAGGCUACCGAUGUUGGCGAGAGUAUCCAGGUUGCCGAAAUCUCUUCUAGCCAAAUGCCAGAAGAAACCGGAGAAUCGGAAGAUAAAGUAACGGAUGAAACAAUUCUCGAUAAAUUAGAAAAUUUUGAAAAGAAGCAAGUAACUGAACAGAACGAAAAUGAAAAGACGAAGAUUGAUAAUACACAGACUUUCAUCCAGUCUAACUUAAAAUCGAACAAGUUUACCGAGCUUAAGGAAGUGGUAAACGAGACAGGAGUAUCUCAUGUGACGCGACAAAAUACAUUUUCUGACGUGAAAGAGGAAGCAAUCCAACCAGCUCCUCUUUUAAGCAGAUUACGCCGGAGUGGCGGUAUUGUUCCUGUCAAAAGCAAGAGUUUCGAUAGUGGUGAAAUGAGAAAUGGUGUUUUAAAUGGAUCGAGGCACAAGCAACAACAUUCUUUAUUUCCUGCUACGAGGACGGACGUUAGAACAAUAAAGCGUCGACACAGUCUGAACUCGCAAGCUCAGAAUGCUUUCGUACAGACUCCGGAUUCCAAAACUUAUGUGAGCGUAAAGUCUCGAUACAGUAGAGUAUCGAAACCGCCCGUUAUGGGAAAUGCUGCGUCAGCGGAAGAGACAACGAAGAACACGUCAAAACGGGGAGAUACUAACUGUAAACGCAGGCACAGCACGAUCACGCAGACAUCGGUAGCAUCGACUGGAGUUGAAAAUGAUUGCGCACAGCAGGAACCGUGCGCGAAGAGGAGAACGCGGUCCGAGGAUCGACGGCAGAAUCCUACAGAUGAGAACGAUCCGGCCAAUCAGACGGAAAAUGCGAGCGGUCGGCUAAGUUGGCCCACGUCGGACAGACGACCGGAUUCGACAUUAUCGUUGAACGGUGCUACUACGACGACGCUCUCCUCGUCGUUCCAACGUAGAAGUUUAGCAAAGAAGGCCACACCUGUUAAAACCAUUAGGAGGCCAUCUAUCAACGGUUCGAAAUUGCAACAACUGAGAGGUAGUUUUCUGAGAGAUUGGGACCAAGGUAGAAGCAAUCGAGCAAACAAUUGUAACGACAGAAGGACAUUAAAUAGGACGGUAACGAUUGUCAGUCCUUCAGAUACGACGAUGCCACAGCGAUGGUUAAGAUCAGACACAAUGGCGGCAACACCUGUGAAAACGCUACGUUCGCGUAAUGUAGACAUCGUUGGUAAUACGAUAUCUGCACAAUUGGUUCACCAGUAUGGAGUAGUGAAGCAUCGAUUAUCCUUACCGAACAAGUUGAAGCAACAGUCUGCAAACGGUGGAUCGUUACAAUCUAGUAGAGUCAGGUCUUCCUCGUUGUCAUCCAAUAAACUUAAACAAGCGAAUAGUAACAGUGGAAGCGUGAGUACUUGCGCGACCAUUAAUCCGUCGACUACAAAUUCCACUUCUGGUAUAGCUAAGAGGGUCAAAUCACCAUACAAUCCCAGUGCUCGAUCACUGAGCACGCGAUCUCGCAUUAAACGUCUUGGAAAGUAAGAUUAACGAGAAUUAUUAGUUUUUCUUUUAUGGAAAUAUUUGAGUAUUUUUAGGGUAUGAUUCACUCUUACCCUUAUUUUCUUUACUAUUUUGUAAAUUGUCUCUUAUCAUGGGAUAAUUCUUGCAUGUAUGUUACAUACGUCUCUUUGAAAUGUCCUUACUUAUUUUUAAAAUU
Messenger RNA from Nylanderia fulva, 5822 nucleotides. It is a transcript of the gene Pp2C1, whose product is annotated as protein phosphatase 2C. Gene Ontology annotation, biological process: protein dephosphorylation. Lineage: Eukaryota; Metazoa; Arthropoda; Insecta; Hymenoptera; Formicidae. Gene Ontology annotation, molecular function: cation binding; protein serine/threonine phosphatase activity. The record is from RefSeq and is a predicted model, not a curated record.